Papilio xuthus (Asian swallowtail) is the source of this 731-nucleotide messenger RNA. RefSeq names its product myosuppressin (gene MS). Bases 49 to 333 code for a protein of 94 amino acids. NCBI's taxonomy places the organism in Eukaryota, Metazoa, Arthropoda, Insecta, Lepidoptera, Papilionidae. The record is from RefSeq and is a predicted model, not a curated record. The transcript has 3 exons.
GCUUGUCUUCGUAGCACCGUAGCACCGUAGCACCAGCAACUAUCAGCAAUGGCUUUUCGCAAGGAAUGGAGCGUAGUGGCGCUGUGCCUGGCGCUGGUGGUGGCGGCGGCGGCAGCACCCGCGCAGCUGUGUGCCGGCGCGGCCGAGGACGACCCGCGCGCCGCACGCUUCUGCCAGGCACUGAACACCUUCCUCGAGCUGUAUGCAGAGGCAGCCGGCGAACAGGUGCCCGAAUACCAAGCUCUAGUCCGCGACUAUCCUCAACUGCUCGACUCUGGCAUGAAGAGGCAAGACGUGGUGCACUCGUUCCUUCGCUUCGGCCGCCGGCGCUGACCUGUCGGCCCGCUGCGCUACCCACCCGCAAACUAACCGCAACCGAAACGCAGCGACGAUGCUUCAACUAUUACUUUAACCGAUUCGCAUAAGUUCUACUUUGUCCAAAAGGUUUUUUGAAAAAAAAAAUGUUCCUUGUAAACUUAAAUCUUAGUGCGACUAUCCGAACGCGAUUCUGUCAGAAUGACAUAUCGCUGUCAAGAUAGGACGUUAACCUCUCUCUCUGUUUUUUUUUAUAGAAUAAAUAUUAAGUAGUUAUAUAAUUAUAAUAUGUACUUACUGAUUCAAGUAUUAAUAGUUGUAAGUAAUAUUAUAUUAUUGUUGUCAACAUUUCGUCGCGUUUCGUUUGAUAAGCAAGAAUAUUUAAUAUUGUAACGUUUUAAAUAAAUACAUAUUUG